Xenia sp. Carnegie-2017 is the source of this 2656-nucleotide messenger RNA. Its product is annotated as protein sister of odd and bowel-like. Gene Ontology annotation, molecular function: DNA-binding transcription factor activity; RNA polymerase II cis-regulatory region sequence-specific DNA binding. Lineage: Eukaryota; Metazoa; Cnidaria; Anthozoa; Malacalcyonacea; Xeniidae. The record is from RefSeq and is a predicted model, not a curated record. The transcript is spliced from 7 exons. The coding region runs from base 16 to 2199 and encodes 727 amino acids. Gene Ontology annotation, biological process: regulation of transcription by RNA polymerase II.
UUUCCAGUCAUUCAAAUGGCAACCGAUCUGCAUAUAUCAAACUCCAACGAGCCCAUACAUUCGCAACUUGACACUGCGACCACAGCAAUGCAAGCUGUUUCAAAGUCAACUUCUUUGGUAGAGAUAACUGAAACUACACACGUAAAUGGAACACAAGAAACAUCAGGCAAUGAUGAAGAGGUUGCAACUGCAUCUACUAGUGAUAUACAGACAGCUGAACAUAUGCAAGGACAACAAGAAGCUUACUUAGAACCAAUUCUUGUUGCCAUGGAACUUGGACAAGAAAUUUUGGAAAGCAAUGAUAAUAAUGACGGUGAUAUGGUUGGUGAGCAUGAAAAUGAAGCUACAGCUGUUGAAACUAACACAUCAGAAAAUACCAUUCCAACAGAUGGUGAUGGUUCUACACCUAGUAUGGUUACUAUAACACACGAGCAGUUGUCAAACCUUUUUGCCAACUCUAACUCUGGUAGCACUGCAGGUAAUGUUAUAGUGACCUCAUUACCUGAUGGUAAUUGCCCGCAAGGCAGUUUAUCAAUAGCUACCAUCUUACAAGAUGUUGCCUCUGGUAUUCAAUCAGCAUCGACUGGAGUAGGCUCUACGACUAUACAAGCUGAUAAUAAUGGUGGUUCCUACUAUCUGGUCACCCAAGGGGGUACUAUACCAAUAGUCAUGCAAUCAGGCAGUGCAAUAGUCAAUAAUCUGAACUUGGUCAAUACAGCUUCAGGUGAUACAUUUGUUCUUAAUCAGGAUUCUUUACCAGAGGGAGUAUUUUCAACCUCUGUGCAAUCAGACUCUGUAGAUAAUUCAGAGAAAGUUGUAAAUACCACUGGACAAGAUCUAAAUGAAGCAAAUGAUGAAUUAACCACUGCAGCUGCUGCUGUUGAAGGGCAUAAAGAAGAGUUGCAAGAAGCCAUAACCACUGCGCCAAUUCCAGUGGUUAAUCAAUCAUCUGGAAAACGUCGUCUCAGUAAUGGUCCUCGUGUUUGUAAUCAAUGUAAUAAAGCAUUUAAAUAUCCAUCAGACUUAAAGAAACAUCUGCAGAUACAUACUGACGUGAAAAAGUUCAAAUGUGAAGAGUGCAAUCGAUUUUUUCGUCGUUAUCACCAGCUUGUUGUUCAUCAGCGUAUUCACACAGGAGAAAAACCUUAUGUUUGUAAACAUUGUGGCACGGCGUUCCGUCAUGAUUCAACUCUAACCAUGCACAUUCGAACAAGGCACGAGCACAAACGACCGUUUCGAUGCGAAUUUUGCGAUCACACUUUUGGUCGACUUUCACAUUUACGUAAACACGUGAAGAAAGUGUGCGGUCCUAACAAAAACCAAAAGCAGGCCAAUACCAUUACUCAAUGCAAGUAUUGCGAAGAGAUCUUUCCAAAUAAGAUUGAUCUUCGAAAACAUACGGCUACCUGUGAAAAAAAAGAAUCCAAACCAAAGGAUCCCAGUCAAGUCACCUUACAUGUCUGCAAUAUAUGCAACAAAGAUUUUGCUAGUCCUUAUAACGUCCGACGACAUCAGAUAACGCAUAGUGACGAAAGGCCUUACAUUUGUGAAUUCUGCAGAAAAUGUUUCAAAGAAAAAUCUUCGUUGACUAAACACAUGAAACGUGUUCACAAGUGUAAAACAGAUGAUUCUACCCCUUGUGAAUUGAUGGUGAGCAUUACUAGUGAUGAUCAGCAGUUUGAAGUCGUGUCUGUGCCAGCAAAUGAUGAAAACAUCUUAGCCAGUGCUAAUGCUGUAGACACCAGUAAUGAAAACGUCAAUAGAGAAAGCACAGUUGAUCAUUCGGCACUAGUUCAUGUUGCCACAAGUGUAAUGGUUGAAGAACUGUUGCAUAGUGACCAAAACAUGGCAAGUGAUCCUACAGCAACCUCCCAGACAUCUUCACAAACUCCUGUGUACAUGGCUGAGACAUGUAAGGAGGAUGCCCAUCAACUUGUGGCCGAAGAUAAUGUUGCGUGUCUAACCGAUUCUGACAUUAAUCCUGGUGAUGGUUUAUUACAAGACUCAACAAAUGAUUCAACCGAGGAGACUGCCAUGGCUGUAGACGAUAAUCAUACCACUGGAUAUAAUGAACAUCACCAACUUUCAAAGUUAGAUUCCACUUCUGUUCAUUUACAGCCCAUUGAGUUAAACAACGAUGAUGACAAUUCUUGCGUUAUUCCAUCUGUUGUUGCUUGUGAUGAGCAGCGUAAAGAUUAAAUAUCUUUAACUGAACUAAACUUCAUACUACUUUCAACCAUGUCGGCAACUGGUUUUCUCGUGUUUUCUAUGAGAUGUAUAAUUAAGCAUUUGUCCUGUGAACUAAUGUUAAAUGUAGCUAGUAUCAAAAAGUUGACUAUCACAGCUUUUUUAAAACAUCUAAAUGUCAAAGACACGACAAGAUAUUCGGGUUUAAUGAACGAGUGUGGCUCACGUUGGUUUGUUUAGUUUAAAGCUAUUUUCUGUUGUGAAAAAAAGAACCACUUUAGCUUGGUAAAACGUAUUUUGGUCAAAUUAUAUCAAUUGUAUGAUUUUUGUUGAGCAAAUUUGAAAAUGUCUUCAUUCCGCUAUCGGAAUGAACGUGAUGUUAUUGUGUACAAAAUAUUGAAAGGAGAAUAGCGGUUACUGCCCUGAUAUUGUGUAUGAAAUACUAAAUACAUGAUUCUUUCAAAGAAAA